Messenger RNA from Micropterus salmoides (largemouth bass), 4008 nucleotides. RefSeq names its product Rho GTPase activating protein 17b (gene arhgap17b). Gene Ontology annotation, molecular function: protein binding; GTPase activator activity. The transcript has 20 exons. Gene Ontology annotation, biological process: signal transduction; regulation of actin cytoskeleton organization; regulation of Rac protein signal transduction. The record is from RefSeq and is a predicted model, not a curated record. Gene Ontology annotation, cellular component: cytoplasm; intracellular anatomical structure; cytosol. NCBI's taxonomy places the organism in Eukaryota, Metazoa, Chordata, Actinopteri, Centrarchiformes, Centrarchidae. The coding region runs from base 305 to 2764 and encodes 819 amino acids.
GCUACAGUAGGGAAGUAAAAGCACUUCCUUCUUCUUACCACACUGGUUGCACAUAAAGCAGUCAGUUUGAUCGGGAAUCUGACAUUCGUGGCAAUGAGGAUCCGGACCCUCGUCGGGGCCUGUUUCAACUGACAUUUUGCUUUCUGACGUUUAACAGCGACGGCCAAUGUCACCGAGUUUAAUCUGCCACUAUGGCUGCGACGUAGCGCAACUUUUUGAUCCACGGUGGAUGAACGAAAGCGCUCUGAGGCGCCGCUAACUUUUACAGACUCGCAGGAGACGCCGAGGAGGAUAAAAAAAAAACAUGAAGAAACAGUUUAAUCGCAUGAAACAACUCGCCAACCAGACUGUUGGGAGGGCUGAGAAAACAGAGGUGCUGAGUGAUGACCUCCUAACGAUAGAGAGGCGGAUGGAGGUGGUGCGUUUGGUGUCGCACAACACACACAAGAAGCUGGUGUCCUGUCUGCAGGGACAACUGGGCACAGACACAGAGAAGAGACAUAAAAAGCUGCCCCUGACGACGCUGUCGCAGGCCAUGCAGGAGGGAGGUAGUCAGCUGGGAGAUGAGAGUCUGAUCGGCAAGAUGAUGGAUGUGUGUGGGGAGGCAGAGAGCAAGUUAGCGACUGAACUGAUGCAGCAUGAAGUCCAGAUUGAGAGAGAGAUCCUGGAUCCUCUCAACCAGCUGGCAGAGGUGGAGAUUCCCAAUAUACUAAAACAGAGGAAACAACUCGCCAAGCUGGUUCUGGACUAUGACUCGGCCAAGACGAGGUGGUACCAGGCAACAAAGUCCAACAACCAGGCCAUGGCAGCUAAGGCCGAUUCGCUCAAAGACGAGAUGGACGAGGCUCUCAACAAAGUAGAAAUAUGCAAGGACCAGCUCUCUGCAGACCUGUACAACUUUGCUUCCAAAGAGGGAGAUUAUGCACGCUAUUACGUCAUGUUAUUAGAGGCCCAGGCAGACUACCACAGGAAGUCUCUGGCAGCUCUGGAGGCCGCUAUACCAACGAUCCAAAUACAGCAAGACUCCUGGAUGGAGAAGCCGGCGUUCGGCACAGCUCUGGAGGAGCACCUGAAGAGGAGUAACCGCGAGAUCGCUCUGCCCAUCGAGGCCUGCGUUAUGAUGCUGCUGGAAACCGGCAUGAAGGAGGAGGGUCUCUUCAGAAUAGCAGCCGGAGCGUCAAAACUGAAGAAGCUCAAAGCAGCGCUGGACUGCUCCACCUCUCAGCUUGAAGAGUUCUACUCUGAUCCCCAUGCCGUCGCUGGAGCCCUGAAGUCCUACCUCAGGGAACUUCCUGAACCUCUAAUGACUUUUGGCCUGUACAACGAGUGGACACAGGCCUCCAAUGUGUCUGACCCUGACAAGAGGCUUCAGGCCUUGUGGGUGACAUGUGACCAUUUGCCAAAGACCCAUAAGGCAAACCUCAGGUAUCUGGUGAAGUUUCUGGCUAAACUGGCUCAGGACAGCGAGGUUAAUAAGAUGACUCCCAGCAACAUCGCCAUAGUCCUUGGGCCCAACUUGCUGUGGGCAAAGACUGAGGGGUCGCUGGCAGAGAUGGCAGCAGCUACAUCUGUCCACGUGGUCGCCAUCAUUGAGCCCAUUAUCCAGCAUGCUGAUUGGUUCUUCCCUGAAGAGGUGGACUUCAAUGUUUCAGGCAUGUUUGCAUUGCCCACCCACCCAGCCACGGCAGACCCCGAACCCGGCCUGGAUAGGAAACGCCCCGGCAGCCUGGUGGGGCAGGACGGGGACAGUCACACCCCCCGUAAAGACAGCACUGUUAACAAACAUCCGGAGCCCGCUCCACGUAGAACCAGCACUGUAAAUAGAAAGCAGCCACAGCUAACCUCACCCACCUUCCAACCCCCACUGCCUCCUCUGGAAGCCUGGGGUCCCACCCAGCCUGAGCCCCAGCCCCAGGUUCCGUCCCCGGCUACAGAGGCUGAGCAGCCUGGCCUGAGUGGUGCUGUUAGUGGUGGUGGUGGUGGUGGUGUUGUUGGUGGUCUGGGUGGUGGGGUCCAGGUAGCCACAAUGCAACCUCAGAUUGUAACCCAGCUCAGCGCAGAGGAUAGCAGCCCAGCCCGUGAGUCCACCCCCCCUCCCCAGAGGAAUGGUUCACUCCAUCUUACAGCAGGAACCCCCCACAUUCAGGGUGGAUCCAGGGGGCCUAGUCCACACAUGGUUCGCAGAGGCACCAAGAAGCAGGCCCCAGCCCCACCCAAACAGGCCAGCCCCCUUGCCUCCCAUCCCAGUAACACCCAGACAGCCGGCACACCUCAUUACCCACCCGUCACCCCCAGACGCCACCCCAGCAAAGACAGCCCAAUCCACGCCCCGAGCCACCCGCCCCCGCAGCCUCCUCCAGCCCAACAUGCCCAGGGCGAGUCGGAGCCCUCCCCCCCCAGAACUCCCACCCCUCCUGGCACUCCGCCUCACGAUGGACUGCACUCCCACCCACUGUCAUUCUACCACUCUGGGUCUCUUCCUCGCCCCUCCAGGCCAGCUCCCAGGCCACGGGCCCGACCCAACAUGCCGCCGCCCCCACAACCUACAGCAAAUGACAAUGAUAAUGACCUCUGCAGCUCCGCCUCCAAGAUCAUAACAGAUGGAGGCCUGGUCCUGAAGGGGAUUGGACGAGCUUUCAUCCCUGAGGUGAUUGUGGACCAAAAAGGGGAGAGCUCUGCUGGUCAAGAGCCCGCUGCCGCCGCCACCACCAUCCUAGCCCCACCCCUCGACCCUCAGAUCCAUACAGAGAGCACCGCUCUGUGAAAAAAGAGAGGGCUCAUCUCCUUCAAUCAGCUGGUCCACCUUACAGAUUCAAAUUUUUAGAAUCAAAUAUCAGACAGGUAACUCAAGCAGUUUACUCCACCUCUUCACGCUCUACUCACAUGAUGCCAGACUGCUUUCUGGGGGAAAAAUGGCUGCCUUUUAUUCUGUUGCUGAGACUCGAACCAAAAACCUCACUUUACAGUGGUGGUAUAAACCACAACACCCCUGUCCAGCUUUUAGACUUCAUAUCAAACUCCCUUUGUUCUCUAUACUGCUGUGUAUUUUAAGACUGGACUGCAGAGCCUUGCUAGAGUCGAGGCUAACAGGACUCAAGUAUAUAACCUGAACAAAUAGCAGCAGAACUCAAAGAGUGAUAAACUUUUACAUGUCUCCUGCUUCUUUUUCAAAAUGUUGCUGUCUGCUAUAGGUUCAAUGCUAUGGGUGUUUUUUUUCGGAGACAGGAAUCUGUGAAUCUGGUUUUAGCAUCAGGUUUUAACGCACAGUUGUUUUUUACUCGGCAGCACAGUUGUGUGGAGAUAUUUCAGUGUUAGCGAGCCACUGAUGAUCUAUUCAUCAUUAAACAGAAUCACAUUCUGGCAUUAUCUUAACUGGCUAAAUGUGAUCUUCUGCUUAGGAGGGCAAUAACUGUCACACACUUCAGCAGCACACUGUACACACUAGUGUAAAGGACCAAAACCAAUGGAUAUGGGCUAAAGGAAAUUUUAUAAAAAUUUAGAGCUGCUCGACUUCAUUAUGGUUGCAAAUGACCAAAUAUUUUCUCUAGAGUGCAAUAUAAAAUGCAGUUGUCUUCCAGCAGUGUCCUCUCCACAGCACAUAUGCUGUACUUUUUGGUAUUUCAGGCAGUUUUCCUUCUAGUAAUCCAGUGGGGUAGAUUUUUUUGUUUUGUUUUCCAUCUGAGUUUUGUUUGAUUUCACUUGACCUGAUUUACCAAAGAUUGCCUUUCAUCAUUAAAAGGGAUUUUUAACAAAUUGUGAUAAAUGUAUUUUCAAUACAUAGCUUGUGACUGAUCACUCCCACUCAAGCUCAAAGCUAUGAGCCAAAUACAGCCAAAAAAAUUACAUUCUUUGUGUAUAAUUUUUACUCCAGCUGACAAUCUUUACCUUGUUUUUCAGCUCUUUGAUUAUGUUUUUUAUUUCUUCUCAGCAUUUUUAUGUUGGCUUUUCUGCACAUAAUGCAUCAUACAAUGCAUCAUUACUCUUAAUUAAAGAUUUUUCAACAUUUUA